Messenger RNA from Telopea speciosissima, 1179 nucleotides. RefSeq lists its product as uncharacterized. The transcript is spliced from 5 exons. Bases 1 to 1179 code for a protein of 392 amino acids. Lineage: Eukaryota; Viridiplantae; Streptophyta; Magnoliopsida; Proteales; Proteaceae. The record is from RefSeq and is a predicted model, not a curated record.
AUGAAUUUGCACCAAGGCUCUAAGGCAGUCCUCGACUAUCAGCAGCAAUUCAAGGAUUUGUUCUACUUUGCACCUACUCACCAAAAGCCUGACGGUGUCAAGGCAAAGAAGUUUGAGAAAGGGCUGAGGUCUAGCAUUAGCACAUUUGUAGUGCUGCACAACUACCGUACCUAUGUUGAUGUAGUGCAGGCGGCCAAGAUCAUUGAGGAUGAGCAAAGAGAGAACUAUAGGGCUAUCCAAGAGAGAACUAGCAAGAGGCCCAUGACCUCUUAUGAUUCCAGAGGAUCUGGUAUGAUUUAUGUUUGCUCCCUAUCUGCUUAUACUUUGUUUGACUCGGAUGCAUCACACUCCUUCGUAUCCCCUUCUUUUGCAAAGAAGUUGCCUAUCAAACCAAAGAAGAAGGCUGAAAACCUAGUGGUUAGUACACCAACGAGCAGCAAGGUCGAACUCGACAUAAAUUAUGAUCCUUGUCCUAUACGUAGAGGAAGAUUCUGUUCAAACAAGAAGGAGGCAAAGUUUUUAUGUUCAAAGGCAUCUGUGGAAAAUACGGAGAUGAAAGUCAAGCCUUUGGAAGAGAUAAGUGUGGUAAGAGACUUUUCAGAUGUCUUCCAAGAAGAUCUAACACAGUUGCCGCCAGACCGUGAGACGGAGUUCAUGAUUGACCUGGUACCUGGUGCAACUCCAGUGUCCAAGGCCCCCUAUAGAAUGGCCUCAUCUGAGUUGAAGGACUUACAGGAGCAACUAAAUGACUUGUUGAAGAAAGGCUUCAUUAGACCUAAUAAGUGUGCUAUCAUCUUCAUAGAUGACAUCUUGAUCUAUCCCAACAGUGAAGAAGAGCAAGCAUAUCAUCUCCGUCUGGUAUUACAGUGCUUGAGAGAGAAAUUACUGUACGCCAAAUUCAGUAAGUGUGAGUUUUGGCUACAACAAGUGGCAUUUCUAGGACAUCUUAUUUCCGCCAAGGGUAUUGAAGUUGACCCUGGCAAGGUAAAAUCAGUAGUUGACUCGAAGAUACCCAAGAAUGUAGUAGACAUUCACAAUUUCUUGGAUCUAGCUGGCUAUUAUAGAAGAUUCAAUGGGAACCUCUCAAGGAUUUUCGCUCCUAUAACACGACUGACCCGAAAGGGAGUGAAGUUCGAGUGGUCUGAUAGCUAUGAAAAGAGCUUCCAGGAGCUAAAGUAG